Molecule: messenger RNA, 742 nt
Organism: Cinclus cinclus
Lineage: Eukaryota; Metazoa; Chordata; Aves; Passeriformes; Cinclidae
Gene: TXN2
Product: thioredoxin 2
Exons: 3
Coding region: 254-712 (152 amino acids)
Biological process (GO): cell redox homeostasis
Cellular component (GO): mitochondrion
Molecular function (GO): protein-disulfide reductase activity
Source: RefSeq, a predicted model, not a curated record
GGGAGGGACGGGCGGCAGGGACAGCUCUGCUCGGCAGGGCUGAGGGAAACUGGGAGCCUGUGCCUGGAGCUGUUUCCUGUUAACGGGGAGGUGGUGGGGUCCAGCUGGGGGCCUUGCGGCUGGGGCUAGAGCUGCGGAGGAGGGCACAGAGAAAGGAAGCACACCCAUGUCAUAUUCCAUAAGCUUCUCUCCCGGACACCUCCUGGCGAGGGGGCUCGGAUCAUGACGCUGCUGCAGUGGGACCUGCCAGGGGAUGCACUUACCCCAGCAACCACUCUCCCCACAGAUGGCACAGAGGCUGGUGCUGCAGCGGCUGCUGUCCCUCCCCGCGCGGGGACCCCUGGCAUCCCACGGCAGAGCCUUUGGCACCUCAGCUGGACGCAGAAGCACUUUCAACGUGCAGGAUGGCAGCGACUUCCAGGACCGGGUGGUGAACAGCCCCAAACCCGUUGUGGUGGACUUCCAUGCACAGUGGUGUGGUCCCUGCAAGAUCCUAGGCCCCAGGUUAGAGAAGCUGGUGGCCAAACUGGAGGGAAAGGUGCUGAUGGCCAAAGUGGACAUUGACGAUCACACAGACCUUGCUAUUGAGUACGAGGUGUCAGCAGUGCCAACCGUGCUGGCUAUGAAGAACGGUGACGUUGUGGAUAAAUUUGUGGGCAUAAAGGAUGAGGAUCAGCUGGAGGCAUUCCUCAAGAAACUCAUUGGAGCCUGAAGUAAAAGGGUGUCUGUACCUCUGCCUCUG